Molecule: messenger RNA, 1759 nt
Organism: Lagopus muta (rock ptarmigan)
Lineage: Eukaryota; Metazoa; Chordata; Aves; Galliformes; Phasianidae
Gene: SIAH3
Product: siah E3 ubiquitin protein ligase family member 3
Exons: 2
Coding region: 877-1605 (242 amino acids)
Biological process (GO): multicellular organism development; proteasome-mediated ubiquitin-dependent protein catabolic process
Cellular component (GO): cytoplasm
Molecular function (GO): ubiquitin protein ligase activity; ubiquitin conjugating enzyme binding
Source: RefSeq, a predicted model, not a curated record
CGCUCUUGCAGCUCCAGCAUCCCGCACCUACAGCAUUCUGCAUCCAACCCAGACACGCUGCUGACUUUAAAAGGAGUUACCCCAAGUUACAGCGGACCCCACGCCUGCUGAUGUCUGCUGGUUUUUAUUUAUUAGUUCAUUUGUUUGCAGGGGUAGGGUGCAUUAUUUUUGCACUGGGGAAAUGUCUCUCCUGUAAAGGAGCAGAAUAUAACAUUAACAAAGCAUCAGAGAGUGACAAAAACUGAAAGCAAAGCCCGCAACCGCACAGGCGUGAAUCUAUUUAUAUAGCGAGCGCUACUUGUGCUUCACCCUGAGAGGAGCUGUAACUCCCUCUGCAUAUGUGAUUUUCCUCCCAGGCUGCACAAUGAAGUCUGCUUCACCUAUUCCUGCCACUUUCCUACAGUUUUGUUGGUGGGUUUCUCUCCUACCCGUUCCAUUUUUCUCUGGUAUUAAGGCGCCCUUCGCUAAAUGAAGCCAAUUAAUAAAUGGAGACGUUAAGCAAUCAAUUGUGCCUGCCUAUCUCCCCAGCCCUGCGUACUCCCGGCUGUAAUCGCAAGAUAAAUGCGAUGUGCUGAUGUAUGGUAAUGUUCAAUAAUACAUUCUCCGCCAGGCUCGAUUCAUCAGGGACUUUCUGGAGGGGAGGCAUUCGUUAUUGGCUGUCUCCGGACCUCAAGGAUAACAGUUCUGUCCUUUCCAUUGGCCGACCCACUGCUGCAAGCCUCUUCCCGUCUUAUUUUGAUGAUGAAUAUGAAGGCAUGCUGAGCCGUGCCGGAGCGCAGCGCUCGCCGACUGCACUCUCUCCCAGCCUCAAGGACUGCGGGGCUGCCUCGCUGCCUCCCCUGCCCGCCGCUGGCAGCAGCAACCCCCGAAGUUGGGAUGCUUUUCUUCACCCAGUGCUUUGGGGCUGUCUUAGAUCUCAUUCACCUGCGGUUUCAACACUACAAAGCGAAGAGGGUUUUCUCAGCCGCCGGGCAGCUCGUCUGCGUCGUCAACCCAACGCACAGCCUGAAGUAUGCACCAACCCGUUGUGCAGUUGCACAGACAUCCACGGAGCAAGGCAGCCUUCCUCCCUGCCAUCACCAUGAAGCAGUGCACGACCCCCAGCUGGUUCCCUGCAUGUGUCCUCUCUUCUCCUGCCCAUGGGAAGGGCACCUGGAGGUGGUGGUGUCCCACCUGAGGCAAACUCACCGCAUCAACAUCCUUCAGGGGGCAGAGAUUGUCUUCCUGGCCACGGACAUGCACCUGCCCGCACCCACGGACUGGAUCAUCAUGCACUCUUGCCUUGGCCACCAGUUUUUGCUGGUUCUCAGGAAGCAGGAGAAGUACAAAGGUCACCCCCAGUUCUUUGCCACCAUGAUGCUGAUCGGCACGCAAACCCAGGCUGACAACUUCACCUAUCGGCUCGAGCUCAACAGGAACCAGAGGCGCCUCAAGUGGGAGGCAACUCCGAGGUCGGUGCUGGAGUGCGUAGACUCUGUCAUUUCAGAUGGGGACUGCCUUGUUCUGAACACUUCCCUGGCUCAGCUCUUUGCUGAUAAUGGGAGCCUAGCAAUAGGAAUUGCAAUAACCACCAGCAAAGUUCACAACAGUGAAGCUGAAAUCUGAGGGAGAAGAGGAAGAGAAGGAGGAGGAGGAAUAAUGGUGCUCCAGCUGCUUUGUGAGAGCCAGAACUUGCAGACUUUUUGGGGGGGUCUCAGGUCUUUUAUGGUAUUUAGUACUGGUCCACAGUGGGCAUUAUGUAAACAUCCUGUGGUUACGG